AAAUGGACCACAUGCUACAGUCCCAGUCUGGUACGGUGCGUUGGUGGGAGCUUGUCUUCUGUUUCGUUACACUUCUCCCAACAUGUCCCUAGUUUAGCUUCAAUAUGAGAUUCGGUCCCUCGUACCGCUUCCCCUUGUGCCGGUCUGAGUUGAUUCUACUUUUCUUACUUGCCAUCGCGCUUGUGCUUAUCGUACAUCAAUAUUCUCGGGCAGUGUUCCAGCAGGUAUCGGUGUCUUCCCAGCCCCACUAUAAACGUCAACAAGCGCUUCAGCAUGUCGCCACGGCUCAGCACGCCCCACCAGGACACAUGGGAGAACCGGUAACGCUACCACAAGAGCAUGGAAACAUACCGGACAACGUGCAGGAACAGAUUGCACUCGGCUGGCAGCGGCAAGGUUACAAUCAGUUCGUUUCGGAUUUGAUCUCCGUGCGGCGGGAGCUGCCUGAUGUACGCGAUCCCUGGUGUCGCGAACGAAAGCGAUCAGCAUUGCCACCGGUCUCUAUUGUAAUUGUGUUUCACGACGAAGCUCUGUCGGUGCUGUUACGCACUGUCCAUUCCGUUUUGAACCGUACACCACCGGAACUGAUGCAGGAGAUCUUGCUGAUAGACGAUUGGUCCAGUUUGGUACAACUGAAAACAUUCCUGGACGACUACUUUCUGCCGUACAGUGACAAGGUGCGCAUUCUACGAACUCCAAAAAGGCUUGGACUGAUUACGGGAAGAAUUUUCGGCGCAAAGCGUGCAUCGGCCGACUACCUGCUCUUCCUCGAUGCGCACUGUGAGUGUCUCGAGGGCUGGCUAGAGCCUUUGCUGGAACUAGUGGCCAGCAAUCAGGACAGCCGGAAAGUGGUCGCAGUACCCACCAUCGAUUGGCUGAACGAAACCACAUUGGCGCUUCAGAUAGGUGCUUCCAGUGGACUGUACGGAGCGUUCGAUUGGAAUCUUAGCUUCCAGUGGCGACCACGGUACGAUCGACUUCAGGCCGCACAAGAGGACUUGCUCGAACCAUUCGACACACCAGUAAUGGCGGGUGGACUGUUCUGCAUUGAGAAGGCAUUUUUCGCCCAACUUGGCUGGUACGAUCCCGGGCUGCAGGUUUACGGUGGCGAAAACAUGGAACUAUCCUUCAAAGUGUGGAUGUGUGGUGGAGCGAUCCGAACGGUGCCCUGUUCGCAUGUCGCUCACAUCCAGAAGCGUAAUCAUCCUUACAUUGGGAGCUACACCAAGGAACGGGACCUAACGAUGAGGAACAGUCUACGAGUUGCUGAAGUGUGGAUGGAUGAGUAUGCUGAGUUUCUCUAUCGCUUACAUCCCGAUUAUCGAACUCUUCUAGCAUCGCGAACUUCCCACACGCCAUCAAGCGUAAAUCUCGACGCUCGUCGACAGCUUCGCAGCGAGUUGGGCUGUAAGUCUUUUCGCUGGUAUCUGCAGCACGUGUUUCCCGAGCAGGAUGAUCCAUCCGAGGCGCAGGCGGCGGGUUGGAUCCGGCAUGAACUCGAAGCGGGCCAACUCUGUCUCACCUGGCCGAUGCGUGAUCGUUCGUUAGCUUUGCUGCACUGCCAUGGGUUAGGGGGGCAACAGAUUUGGUUUCACCGCAAAACGGGAGAGAUCGCCAGAGAGGGACACUGUCUGGGUGUGGACAGUGGUAAUAAACCGCAUGAAGUGGAGGUGACGAUCGCACUCUGUAGCUCGGAGGGUAGCUCCGGCGCCUAUAGAUGGCUCUAUCGUCGACAGACGGGCCAGCUAGUGAAUGUUGCCAGCGGACUGUGUCUAGUGCCAGCGGAUAAUAAUUUUCGUGUGACGGUGGAACGGUGUGAGUUGGCUGAUCGAAAGAUCUUUACACAAUCCAAUCGGCAGCGGUGGACUUUUCAAAUUGAUGAUAUAUGAGAGGUGUGUGUUUUU
Molecule: messenger RNA, 1904 nt
Organism: Anopheles merus
Lineage: Eukaryota; Metazoa; Arthropoda; Insecta; Diptera; Culicidae
Product: putative polypeptide N-acetylgalactosaminyltransferase 9
Exons: 5
Coding region: 105-1889 (594 amino acids)
Cellular component (GO): Golgi apparatus
Source: RefSeq, a predicted model, not a curated record